GAUACAGAUUUGUAUCAAGUUAGGGAUGGCGAGUACUACCCCGAUGAUUGGCAAUCGUGCGGAAACAACAUCCAUCGGAUCCUCCUUAUAUCGAGGUUUGAUGGAGAAUGGAAGACGGUGAAUAUUUUGUAUCGCCAAGAGAUGCUUAACCUUCGAGAUGAGGGAUAUCUCGUCCCAUCAGAUGACCAGAUGUUUGAGACCUACGAAGCAGGACACCUAGUAAAUCUUGUUUUGGACUCAGAUAGACCGAACCCACUCUUCCGAUCUCCGAUUGGUACAGAUCCUAAACACAUACUUGACCUUGGGACCGGGAAGGGCGUUUGGGCAAUUGACGUGGCUGAUAUGUUUCCCAAUGGCAACGACGAGGUCGAUGAUGCGCUGCAAGAGUGGACCUGGCGUGAGCCCUUUGAUUUGAUACAUAUGCGAAUCAUGAUUGGAUCCUUCACUGAGUCAGAAUGGGAUCGAGUGUACAAGCAAUGCUACGAAAAACUGCAGCCUGGUGGAUGGAUUGAACAAAUCGAGGCUAGUCCGGUAGUUCUAUGCGAUGAUGGAAGUCUGCCUGCAGAUAAUAUUCUUCAUUCCUGGGGAGUCUACACGAUGGAGUGUGCAAAAAAGGCUGGCCGCGAGUUGAAUGCUAUUGACACCAUGGCAGAGAAUAUUCGCAAAGCUGGCUUUGUCGAAAUCCACGAGAAAGAAUCUAAGUGGCCUAUUGGUCCAUGGCCUAGGGAUAAGAGACUGAAGGAAGCAGGGGUGGUCAACUUCCAGCACUGGAUGUCUGGAAUGGAAGGAUGGUGCAUGUGGUUGCUGACCAAAUUUGGAUCACCACAGCCGUGGACGAAGGAGGAAGUUCACGUGUACGUCGCGAAAAUGCGUGCGGAACUCAAAACCCCGCGGUUUCACAUCUAUCAGAGAGCACGAAGGGUAUGGGCUCGUAAGCCUUUUGUGGACGAGCUAGAGCCAUACAUCAAAAAGGAGCCAUCGCCAUGA
Messenger RNA from Penicillium subrubescens, 987 nucleotides. RefSeq lists its product as uncharacterized. The record is from RefSeq and is a predicted model, not a curated record. The transcript has 10 exons. NCBI's taxonomy places the organism in Eukaryota, Fungi, Ascomycota, Eurotiomycetes, Eurotiales, Aspergillaceae. The annotation marks the transcript as partial.